AUGGAACUCCAUCAUACGUUUGAUUUCGUGGAGGGAGUACGAACUGCACCAAUAGCACCCGGUAAUGUCAUCUCCAUCUUCAUGGCGACAAAUGUGCCCGAAAUGUUAAUUUCUUUUCUAGAAAUCAAACAAUUUUACCCAGCAAGUGAUGAGUACUUUAGUUAUCAUGACUAUGAUAUUAAAGAUGUCACAAAGACACUGAAUGAUCUCCAAUCCUACAUCGAUGAGGAAGGUCCCUUUGAUGGAGCAAUUGGGUUCUCACAAGGCGCGGGACUGAUAGCCACAUAUCUAUUAAAGUGGAGACUUGAGCGGCAGGGUGACCCGUUUCCUUUCAAAUGCGCAAUAUUCUUUGCGGGUGCCAGCCCAAUUGAUGUCACUUCCUUGGCUGCAGGAGAGCUGAAGUACGUUGAUGCGCAGUCAAGCCAUGAUUCACUGAUCUCCUUGCCGACUGCGCAUAUAUGGGGUGCUAAUGAUCCUCUGCACGAGGAUGCUGAACGAUUACUAUCGAUAUGCGACAAGACUAGGCGCAAUGUGUAUUUACACAGUCAGGGGCAUGAGAUUCCAAGCCCAAAGGCAAAGGAGGAUGUACAGGGUUGUGUCCGAGUAAUUAGAAGGACCAUUGAAAAUGCCGAAUUGAGUGUGUGA
Penicillium angulare is the source of this 645-nucleotide messenger RNA. Its product is annotated as DUF341 domain protein. Lineage: Eukaryota; Fungi; Ascomycota; Eurotiomycetes; Eurotiales; Aspergillaceae. The transcript has a single exon. Bases 1 to 645 code for a protein of 214 amino acids. Gene Ontology annotation, cellular component: nucleus; cytoplasm. The record is from RefSeq and is a predicted model, not a curated record.